Messenger RNA from Euleptes europaea (tarantolino), 703 nucleotides. RefSeq names its product claudin 11 (gene CLDN11). Gene Ontology annotation, molecular function: structural molecule activity. Gene Ontology annotation, biological process: bicellular tight junction assembly; cell adhesion. The transcript is spliced from 3 exons. The record is from RefSeq and is a predicted model, not a curated record. Gene Ontology annotation, cellular component: plasma membrane; bicellular tight junction. The coding region runs from base 23 to 646 and encodes 207 amino acids. NCBI's taxonomy places the organism in Eukaryota, Metazoa, Chordata, Lepidosauria, Squamata, Sphaerodactylidae.
GCCUUCCAGUUGAGAGAGAAAGAUGGUUGCGACCUGCUUGCACCUGACUGGAUUUGUGGCGAGUUUCGUGGGCUGGAUUGGCUUGAUCGUGGCCACCUCCACCAACGACUGGGUCGUGACGUGUGGCUACACCAUCACCACCUGCAGGAAGAUGGACGAGCUGGGAUCCAAGGGGCUGUGGGCAGACUGCGUCAUGGCUACGGGGCUCUAUCAUUGCAAGCCACUGGUGGACAUCCUCAUAUUACCAGGGUAUGUCCAGGCCUGUCGAGCACUGAUGAUUGCAGCCACCGUUUUGGGACUCCCUGCUGUGUUUCUGCUGGUUACUGUCCUGCCUUGUAUCCGGAUGGGCAAUGAACCCGGAGUGGCCAAAUAUCGACGAUCCCAGCUGGGCGGAAUCCUGCUGAUCCUCUUGGCACUGUGUGGUAUCGUGGCUACGAUUUGGUUCCCCGUGAGUGCUCACCGUGAAACGAUGAUUAUGAGCUUCGGAUACUCCCUCUACACGGGCUGGAUCGGUUCUGCUCUUUGCCUCUUUGGUGGGUGCAUCAUUGUCUGCUGCUCGGGUGACGCUCAGUCGUUUGGCGAAAACCGUUUCUACUAUGCCUCAGGAUCCAGCUCUCCCACCCAUGCUAAAAGUGCCCAUGUAUAAAACGCUCUGGAGACUUUGUACCUUCAUCGAAUGCUUUAAAACGGGUCGAUGGGUCUU